UGUGCGCCGGCGGGUCCCUAACUGAGUCCGGGACUUAGGAUGUCGGGGCUUUUGUGUGUGUGUGCGUGUGCGUUUCUGCCAUCGGUGUUGUUAUCCGCGCCGUGCCUCUUGUCUUUCGACCCCCCCCUCCCUGCCUUGAUCGCAGUCGCUGGGGCAGAAGAGGCUGUGCUGCCAGGCGCUCGCCUUGGGGCCUCCUGCUCCUGAUGCGAUCCGCGCCGCUUAACAUCCCCCCGCGUCUUCGCUCUCCCUCAACCCCCCUCCAUGAGCAGGAGGUCGGCCGAUGCCUUCGCCUGGUCGCUCUGGGUCGUAACCAGCCCCUGAAGCGGGACAAGCCCCGAUGGAAGAGCGACUACCCCAUGACGGACGGCCAGCUGCGCAGCAAGCGAGACGAGUUCUGGGACACGGCGCCAGCCUUCGAGGGCCGCAAGGAGAUCUGGGACGCGCUGCGAGCCGCCGCCAGCGCCUUCGAGAGCGACGACCACGAGCUGGCCCAGGCCAUCGUCGACGGGGCCAGCAUCACCCUUCCGCACGGUGCCCUUACGGAGUGCUAUGAUGAGCUGGGCAAUCGGUACCAGCUGCCCGUCUACUGCCUGGCCCCCCCCAUCAACAUGAUCGAGGAGAAGAGCGACCUGGAGGUGCCCGACGUGCCCGAGCCGCCGCCCAACUCGGGCCAGGAGUGCCAGCUGCGUCUGCGCCUCUCCACGGGCAAGGACCUGCGGCUGGCCGUGCGCUCCACCGACUCCGUGCAGCACAUGAAGCGCCGCCUGCUGGCCGAAGAGGGCGUUGCGCCCGCCAGCCAGCGCUGGUUCUUCUCGGGCCGGCCGCUGACGGACAGAAUGAAGCUGGAGGAGCUGAAGAUCUCCAGGGACUACGUGGUGCAGGUGAUCAUCAGCCAGCCGCCCCCUCAGAACCCCACGCCUGUGGAGAACUAGAACCUGGAUGCACUUGCUGGCACGGAACCGGACUGCGCGGAACAGAAUAACACUCUGCGAGACUAUCUGCUAUUACUAUUGUUAUUAUUGAUAUUAUAAUUAUUAUUGUCAUCGAUGUCGUUAUUAUUGUAUUUUAGGAGUUUUUUCAAUUUUUACGCCUGUCUUUAUACCGCUCAUUCCCUGUCGAACUUUCUAUACGCACAGAGCUGUGCGAUUUUUAACGUGACUACGCAGGCCGAUCUCCACGGCAACAAGUGGGGCGGCUCACGACGCUGCCUAGUCCUACCUUUUUAAAUUCGCCGGAACUGUUUUGUUCUUUAACUAAACCAAAAAGCGUUGCCGGGGAAUUUGAUGUCGGGUUAUGGGACAAAGAGGAAAAUCCGUGGUAUAUGAGCACCUGCGAUGUUUGCUUUUUCUUUGGUUUGGGAAUUUCGGAAUCGCUGUUUUUCACCUGCCGGCGAACGAAGUCGGUUUCGCUGAAUGACUGGACUUGUACCACAAGUACUUGUACCUUUAGUAAAGCGAAGGAGAGGGACACAACUUUAAAAAUAAUUUGAUUGUAAAACUUGGGGGGACUAAUAAGCUAAUAAGCUUUUAAGUUCAUGUCCGGCUUUGUAGAGCUGACCGCCACCUCGUUCUGCUCGUAUACCUGUUG
Brienomyrus brachyistius is the source of this 1587-nucleotide messenger RNA. Its product is annotated as ubiquitin domain-containing protein 1. The transcript has 3 exons. The record is from RefSeq and is a predicted model, not a curated record. Gene Ontology annotation, molecular function: protein binding. NCBI's taxonomy places the organism in Eukaryota, Metazoa, Chordata, Actinopteri, Osteoglossiformes, Mormyridae. Bases 204 to 932 code for a protein of 242 amino acids.